AGUUGGUUGAAAUACGGUAUUUUGAGCAACGAGAGGCUGCGGCCGAACACUUGACUGGCCUUGAUCUACUAGGACGAUGCUGGCUGUACGCUCGCUGGUGUUGCGCGCGUCUCCGGCUGCCUUGGCCGCUCGUAAGCAGGCGGUACGCGCCUUCAGCGGCAACUGGGAGUACCCCAAGGUAGAGGGUAGCGUGGCAGACAUCACUAAGGCGCUGACGACCAUCGGUGCACGACUGUCCAUCCCCACGGCUCCGCUCUACUUCACGCCGCUUAAGAUCGACCACAUUGUGCGUGAAAUGAAGGGCAAGGACGAGCUUCUGCAGGUGCACAAGACGCUUCUACUGUGCGAUGCCAAGAUGGCCUACCCGUCCACAUUCGCGACCGGCAGCUUCUUCUCGGCUUGCAUCAAACAGGACGCGGCCGACACGGCGCUUGACUUCCUGCGUCAGGCCGAAAAUGUGCGUCACUACGUUAAGAACCAGAGCUUUGUGCGCCUGGCCGAAUACUUUGCCAAGCAGGAGGACCAGGAGACCGUCGACGAGAUCGUACAGAUCAUGGCGGCCAAGCGUGUGCCCAUGUCUUACAAGAUGUACACGUUCCGUGUGCUCAACGCCAAGAAGCAGGGCAAAUGGGACGAGGCUGUGGCACUAGCCAAGGAGGCCGCCAACGAGCUUCAGAUUAACUCCCACCUCAUCAUCGAGCUGCUGCAGGACGGGAACGGAGGCAUCCUCAAGGAGCACAUUCCGCUGGCCAAGUACCUUGCAGACAAGGGGGACGUGUACGUGAAUGCACGACUGGCCGACAUAUUAGCAGGAGGAGAUGGCAAGCUGCCGGAGCCCAAGGUGGAGGAGCCGGAGCAGGUCGGCGAGGCCAGCAGCGAGGAGGCAACGGAGGAAAAUGCUGAGGACAAGUAGAUGGAACGUCAUUCCAGUACUUUUUAGAGUGAAGAUGACGAUUCUUCAAAUACUGCAACCUUCUGUGAAUUUGUUACGUUUGUUUUGUGCAUUAUAGACUCGGUACACUCAGG
Molecule: messenger RNA, 1026 nt
Organism: Phytophthora nicotianae INRA-310
Lineage: Eukaryota; Oomycota; Peronosporomycetes; Peronosporales; Peronosporaceae
Exons: 2
Coding region: 77-913 (278 amino acids)
Source: RefSeq, a predicted model, not a curated record